CCGAUUUAGGGGGAAACUUGGACGCGCGGAGGGAGGGAGAACAGUGGCAGAGAGAUGGCCGGAGUAGGAGCAUUUUGGGGGACAAGAGUGAUGGAGAUAGUGAAAAAACACGACUCCGGUGGACUCCUUUGGAAGAGAAUAAAGCUUACUCCUACUCGUAAAGCCAACGCUAAGAAGCGUCUUCGUCGAGUUUGGCAGAAUGAGGCUGUCCUAAAGGCAUGUGCAGCACCACCGCCUUCACAAGCUUCAGAGCCUGGUGUUGAGGGAAGUAAUGAGAAAGACACUGGAAGUAGCUAAGUUAAGAGACAAACUGAGUAAGACCAUUAGGUGAGCCUGGACAGCAGGUGUUUUGUGAUUCUGUGGCUUCACGAUGCCAGAUAUUUUUGUUAUGUUUCAGAUUAAAAAUUAGUUCAACCUUGUAAGUGACCUUUGUUUGAUCUUUUUAUAGAACUAAAUAUUAGUUUAUGAGGUUCCAGUCUUGAGCAAGGGAUUGUAGUAAAGUUUGUUUAAUUCAUUGGAUCAAAUUCAAUUAUGAUCUUAUAUGCUCUGACCUAAUUGAUUGCUGAAUCGUAAAUCGGAUAGCCAUGUUUUAAUUGAAAUAUUUGCAACACUCUUAAGAACUUUAGCCAGUCAUUCUGAAUUUUCAAAAA
Messenger RNA from Pistacia vera, 650 nucleotides. RefSeq lists its product as uncharacterized. Bases 55 to 297 code for a protein of 80 amino acids. NCBI's taxonomy places the organism in Eukaryota, Viridiplantae, Streptophyta, Magnoliopsida, Sapindales, Anacardiaceae. The transcript is spliced from 2 exons. The record is from RefSeq and is a predicted model, not a curated record.